ACUUUACUGACUUCCAGAGACACAACUUUUGGACCUUUUUUGGACGUCUGUGCAAGAAGCUUUCUGAGGAGACACGAUGUUGGCCGGCUUUCAGAUUUUGGGCAUUGCCCUGUGCAUUGUUGGCUGGAUUGGGGUCAUCGUUGUCUGUGCUCUACCCCAGUGGAAAGUGACAGCCUUCAUUGGCCAGAACAUUGUCACCGCUCAGUCCACUUGGGAGGGCAUCUGGAUGAGCUGCGUGAUCCAGAGUACUGGCCAGAUGCAGUGCAAGGUUUAUGACUCUAUGCUGGCCCUUUCCCGGGACCUGCAGGCCGCUCGUGCCCUCAUCAUCAUCGCUAUCCUGAUUGGCAUUAUCGGCAUCCUCUUGGCCAUCGCAGGGGGCAAGUGCACCAACUGCGUGGAGGACGAGGGCUCCAAAGCCAAAAUUAGCGUGGCAUCUGGUGCGAUCUUCAUCACUGCUGGUUGUUUGUGCCUCAUCCCAGUGUGCUGGACAGCACACACCAUCAUUAGGGACUUCUACAACCCGCUAACGAUGAAGUCUCAGAAGAGGGAGCUGGGAGCCGCACUCUUCAUCGGCUGGGGGGCCUCAGCCCUCCUCAUCCUGGGUGGUGCAUUCCUCUGCGCCACUUGCCCUCCCAAGGAUAACUACUCCGCCAAGUACUCAGCUACCCGUUCAUCUGCACCCAAGGACUACGUCUGAGGAGAGCAAAGCCAAAUGAGAAGGCAGAGAGACUGAAAAAAAAGACUUGAGUCAAAUGCUUUGUGGUCCAUGAAAACUAUUCACAUUGCCACAUUAGGGAUGAUUUGAAUUUCACACUGACAGAUUGAUUGAUUGAUUGUAUCGUCCUCACAGCUUGGUUUGAUACUUUCAUGUCGUAAUACAGCAAUUCUGGAUUUGUUUCAUCAGUGCCGAGAUAAAGAGAUGUGCACCACACCCAAGUCUCUGCAGACUUAGUACAAAAAGAUGGCAUAAAUAUUGAAAAACACUGAACAUGUCACUUCGAUACAUUUUAUUUUCCUCUGUUGUAAUCCUUUUUUGCCCUUUUACAUAUCAUUUCAUUUUAAAAUAUGUU
This is a messenger RNA of Xiphias gladius (swordfish), 1070 nucleotides long. RefSeq names its product claudin-4-like. The record is from RefSeq and is a predicted model, not a curated record. Gene Ontology annotation, biological process: bicellular tight junction assembly; cell adhesion. Lineage: Eukaryota; Metazoa; Chordata; Actinopteri; Istiophoriformes; Xiphiidae. Gene Ontology annotation, cellular component: plasma membrane; bicellular tight junction. Gene Ontology annotation, molecular function: structural molecule activity. Bases 77 to 697 code for a protein of 206 amino acids. The transcript has a single exon.